Lymnaea stagnalis (great pond snail) is the source of this 16911-nucleotide messenger RNA. NCBI's taxonomy places the organism in Eukaryota, Metazoa, Mollusca, Gastropoda, Lymnaeidae. The record is from the annotation of a GenBank genome assembly.
AUUUGUUAGCUAGUACUGUUGUUAAAAUUGACGUGGUAUCGACACGAAAUCUAAAUUAGUCACAUUGUGUAAGUGUAAGCAUUAAUAAUAAUAGCAUUUAGUUUAGUAGUUUCUAAAGAUAGAUAAUUUUUUUUAAACAUUGUAACAAUAAACUUGUAAAUAUUGACCAAUGUGCCUAAUAUUCUAAUUUUAAUAAGUAAUUUUAAUUAAUAAUAAUAAUAAGCAGGUCUGCAUAAUAAUAAUAAUAAUAAUAAUAAAGUUCAUUUCAAAAACACGCUUCAUCCCCAAAGGCUCGAAGCGCGGUACAAAGUCAACAAAAAAUAUCUAUAAUUCACCACAUUUAAAACAAACGCAACACUACAAAAACUAAUUACAAGCAUACAAUAUCAAAGUCUUUCUAGCCAUUUCAACCCGGAGCAACACAGCAUCAGCAACACAUGGAAAAUAAGGUAGACAAUCAUCCCAGAAGGUAUUUGCGAAAUAGAUGUGUCUUUAGAUCGGUUUUAAAGGACUCCAGUGUCUGGUUGUUUCUAAGAUGGACAGGAAGGGCGUUCCAAAUUGUUCCAAAUUGCAUACACAUGAUACACUGUAUGAUGUAUGUGUAUGAGUAUGAAUCAUACUAUGAAACACAUCACAGAUCUAGAUUUAACUAAUUUAAGUUCAAAAAUUACUAAGUAUUAGACUACUUAGACUUUAGACUCAGACCUAGCCUAAAAUUGAUUUGGGCCAUUUUUUUUACAUAAAAGAAUAGUAGAUUAGUAGCCUAUGCACUGGGCCUGGGUGUCAAACUCCCAAUAUUUCUGAAUAAUGAUUGGUUUACUUCAUCAGGUUCUUUUACACAUUGAUUGUUCAUCAUCAUCAUACUUAGUAUAGUCAUAGGUCGUAAUAACUAAUAACAUUGAAUUAACACAAGGUCCAUAAUUAAUGCAACUUUAAUAUAUAAAUAUAUCAAUAGACUGUACUUUUCUUUAAACGACACAUGUAUAGCGCAGCUCGCUAUCAGAGAGAAUAAUACACAGCGUUUUCCUACAAAGUUAUCUUCACGAAUAAACACAUAUGUCUGAAUUACCAUUCAGGAAUAAACACAUACGUCUGAAUUACCAUAUGUCACAAAACAGACUAGACUAGACAAUACGUCAUAAUAACUAAAAAAUAUGUCACCAAGUAAAAUGCGGGAAGAGCAAUCACUAACUAAUUACUCUGUCUAAAACACACUGCGUAUAAUUAAACACAAUAUCCAGUGCGUAACAAUUAUUAGUGAACUUCCAUGCUCGACACUAGGGUUGCCAGAUGGUAUCCAAAAGAAGGACAUGUCCUCAUAUGGCUUCCUUUUUUGGUUUUAAAAAACUGUUUGCCUUUAUCAUUGCACAGCAGAUUAGAAUAAAGAGGACGCUGUCUUUUUUUUUUUUUUAGAAAUGCCACAAAACAAUGAAAAAUACAGACAAAUAAAGAGAUCUAUAAUGUGUUUCACCUAAUGGGGAGAAGUGAAUAGUGUAUUGAUAUACAAGUAACAAUCAAGCAGGUAUCAAAGUUGAAUGCUUUAAAAUACUAUUAAGUGGCUCUCAACCUUUUAACUGCCAGAGCCCCUUUACAAAAUUUGCCAAGUUGUGGAGCCCCACACCAGGAUUAUACUGAUAAAUUGAGAAACUGAAUAAGGGAGGGGGGGGCAGAGUUUUAUUGUAGAUAAAAUGAUCUUGGGACUGUAAUUUUAAUUGGUAACAUGGGGGAGGAUGGAUGGAAGCAUAAAUAAGAGCCAAGUAUGGAAGAGGCAGAGGGUCUGUAGACAAAAAUGUUUUGAUAAAUUCACACAUCAGGUUAUGGUUUUGUGUGGAAGCUGCUAACAUUUGUUUCAAAUUUAUGCAACAAAAAAAGGAAAAAAACAAAGAAAAAAAAUAACAAGAAAAUGUUUUAAAAAAUGAAAAGAAAUGGCCAAAAAAUAUAUAUAAAACUAGCUGCUGACAUCUAGUAAUGAAAAAAAAAAAGUUAAUUUUAAUUUAUUAUGUACCUAUUCUACAUAGUCAGAGUGGAGUUACAAAUAGAACUAGUCUGAUCACUGUUAAUAAUAUUUAAAUAUUAAAAUGAAAAUUCAAAUAAGAAAUAAUGCACAUUUUACACAUAAAACCCCCCUCACGUUUCUAAAAUAAAAUUCUGAAGUGACCCCUGACAAUUUGUCGGGCAACCCCUGAGAACUUAGAAACGAUCCACGCAAAAAAAGAACAACAAACAGAAAUCUUUGGGUACUCAGUCUUAUCACUCAGUAAGCAUGUGAAUUGAAAUAUUAAUUGUAAAUUAAAAGUGCCAUGGUCAUAGUCAUAACUAAAGAUGUGCAAAUAAUUAAACAAAAUUCCCAACAAGUACAUUAUUAGUUUUAUAGCUUUUCAUUUUCAUUUAGCUUACAUUCUCCUUCACAAAAAUUGGUACCAUAACCUUUUAAAAAAAAACAAGUUUUGUGAAAAAUAGUUUAGUAAUUAACAAUAGUUGAUCUCAAGUUUUUUUUACAGCUGACCCUUUAAGAAGGGUAUAAUUUUUAUGGCAAUCAUAAAAUUUCAGUCAAAGUUUAACUAGUUUUUGGUACUUUGUCUUUUUUGGGUUGUGACUUAGUUCAUGAGAUGGUAUUCCCUGAAGGCCCGAUGGAUGAUUGGAAAGAUGGCGUAAAGUGUUGUUAAGAAAGCAUUCAUGCUUCACUCAUACAGCGAAAUGAGAAGGACUCAAAUGUUGUGAUAUUAAAAACAUGCUAUGCUUAUUCAGCAAUUUUUCUUUAUGGAAUCAUUUAAUUCCCAUACCCAUACAAAAAGUCAAAAUAAAUUUUUAUUUUAAAGUCUGUGCUAUACUUAUGGAGUUACAAAAAUUAUAUUGAGACAUUGUCAGCAUUUUUUAGUAUUAAACUUUAUGUUUUAUCUAUUCUGCAGGUUAAAAAGAUUUAACUUACAAGAUAUGUCUGAGUCAGAGGAAGAGGCAGCCUUUGCCAGUGCUGACGAAGGGGAGGAAGGAAAGGCUCGAGGCAAGAAAGAUUUGAAAGAAGGUAAAGUGACAAUAAAAAAAGAAUUUUUGCCCCUCAAUUAUACCUAAUAUAGUGAAACUUGUGAUUAACAUAAAUCCUCCAGACCAAAACAAAAUGAUACUUUUUUGCAAAAAUGGUGCUUUCACUAGUUCAUCCCAAAUGAUGACCAUGCUCAAUAAUUUUUAUAAAAGAAGUUAGCAGAUUGAACUUAUAAAACAAAAUAUGCAUAUUUUUCUUAACACCAUCAAAAAAUAAUGAAACUAGAAAUUAUUUCAUUUUCCUUAAACAUUCUGCAUCAGUGACCACAAUCUGUGGGUUGUGAUCCCCUCGGGUGUCGCCUUGCAAUAUGCCAGGAGCUGCUUCUGAUAAUACUUCUUUUUUUUUUGUUCCACCUUUCAUUUUAAGAUUUAAAUAUCAUUUUCUGUGAUGAGGAAGUUUCUAAUUAUUACUACCAUUUCUUUUCAAUAAAAAAAACUUACAUUACAUGAAGACAAAAAAUGUGUAUACUCUAUAUUCCUUUGUGGUGGGUUUUUUAAAAAGUUUAUUGAAAGUUUUUUACUGAUAUUUUUCGUAAUUUUUACUUUUCAUUUUAAAAUUGGCCCUACACACUUAAAAGUAUACUUUUUAAUUUUUUUAUAGUCCAUUUUUUCAAUAUUUACGCUAUUUAAUAUGAAUUAAAUGUUCAUGAUAAGGAUUAAAUAAAUUUUAAUUUAUAAAAUAUUAAUAAUAUAAAACCCGCCCUCCCAAAAUUUUCAGUAAGAGUUUUUUCAUUUCUAGGCAUAAUCCACUGAAUUACAUCAACAUUAAAAGUUGAGUAAUUGACAGUGUGUUGCGAAUAUCCAAACUUAGAAUAUAUGUAAAUUCAUAUUGUGGCAAAUAUUACGUUGUCUAGGGGUAGGUUUCCCUUUGUUAUGGCCACAGAAAACAAUUGCAGAGUCAAAAACUCCUUUCCUUGUAGCCCCUUCAGAGCUGAUGCAUCGUAAGAUUCAAAUAGCAAAAAAGGGUUCAAAAGGCUCAGGUUUCGAAUUCAUGACAUUCUAAAAUGUAUAAGAAAUAAACACUUAUAAGAAAUAAACACUGGUGUUCACAAUAGACGUGUCCAAAAAUCCUAAACACUAAAUUCACUCCUAGCAAAAAUAUAAUACUAAUUCUCUCCUGGCUAAAAUACAAUACUAAUUCUCUGCUGUCAAAAAUACAAUACUAAUUCUCUCCAGGCAAAAAUACCACAUAUAUCUCUAAGCGAAAAUUCUAAGUGUCUCUUUUGCUCAACAAAAAUGUACACAACCUUUAUACUCAGGUUUUUAAUCAUCGCCUUGACACUGUCAUAAGUGGCUGUCAUAUGUCUUGCUAUGACCAUGUGUUUACAAAUUUGAACAGAAAAGACACAGUUCAUCCUAAUCCUUAUUCUGGUUAUGGCAUUUGCCAGAGACUAUGGUAUUUCAACAUUCAAUAUUCACAUUAAUCUAAAUAAAUUUAAAUCAUGUUUUCACAACAUUGUAAUAUGUUUUAAAAAGAAUAACAUUAAUUUUUAUCUUGUACAGAGGAAGAGCCAAAACAAAGGGAGGGUGUUGGAACAGAUGGGGAUAAAAAAUUGACUAUCCAGCAAGAUGCCGCCAAGGUUGGUGGAAUAAAAGGGAAAGGCAAGCAGCAACCAGCACAAAAGAACAAGAAAAAAGGUGCUUAAUUAAUUAAAUAGCAUGUGUUAAAGAUAAGGUUAUUUAUCAGGAAAAUAUAAAGAUAACAUCUUGAAAAUUUUGACUUGCUUAUUUGUGAAAUUUCUUACAUUUGUCACAAGGGAGAGUAAGCAGUAAUCUCAGCAACAACAAAAAGUGUGUGGGAUGGGAGGGGGGGCUGGGGUUGAGUUUAUCUGAAGAUUGGGAUAAAUCAAUCUUUGUCCACGAUUGAACUGUUAUUUAAUUUUUUUUUUAGACUCGAUGUGUGCGUUAUAUUUUUUAAUCAAAAAAAUUUCAAUAUACCCACAAUGCUCCUAAUUUAUAAAGAAUUUAUAAAAUACUCCACCUUGUCUUGUAUUUCAAAAUUAUUUCAAAAUUUUUACAGGUAGCAAGAGCAGCCAGCCACUUGCUAAAGAAACACAGCAACCUGUACCUAAACCAGUCAGCCCUCCGAAGUCAUCUCCAGACCCACAGGCUAUGUCUUCUACUUCAAGCGCUAAAUCCACAUCAUCAGUGGAACCACCUGAAACUGAUAAAGGGGCACCACUCAAAGCCACAUCAGAACUUGUUUCUAAAGGGGGUAAAAAAGUAGUUGCCCAAAAAAGCAAAGAAUCUAUUAGUCAAGAAACAUCCACAAAAAUCAAAUCAGAAACUUUACAGGAAGAUCAGCCAACUGCAUUGGAGGCAGGGUCUAGAAACUCGCUUGAAAUAGAAAAAGUAUUGAAGAAUGAAACCGUUGAAUCUCUGUCGACAGCUGUGACAAAUACUGAAAAUAACUCAGAAAAAGUUGAGACUAAGCAGGCAGCUGAUGUGAGGAAAGGCUUGCAGUCAAGUAUAGUACCAAGCCCAGAAAAGCAGGACAUUCCCAGAGGGGAAAAGGAUCACACAGCUCAGCAGGAAGAAGUUCUCAAAAAGCUCACAGAAUCUGUUGAGAAGGUAAUUUUAAAAAAUGAAUAAACAGGCCAGAUUAAUAAUAUUGGAAAACAUUGAAUUUAGAGCCCAUCCUGAGUGCCUGCCAUUAUAAGCUUGCAAAGCAAAUUGGUUGACAGGCAUAAACUUAUUUUGUAUGGUAUUUAAGAAGCUUGUAGUAAUUGAACAACAAGUAAAUCAUUUAAUUCAAAAAGUGUCUUCUAAUAUGAACUCUCGCCGUUUGAAAUAGGAUCCCCAUUAAAAAGGGGCCAUUUUAGUUAUCUUUAGGAUUGGGGAACUAUACAAAUCAUUCAGAUAAAUAUGCAAGUUAAUUUUUCAAAUGCAUCCCAUUAAAAUGGGUAGAAUUUGCAGAGUUGUUGCCUUUUAAACUUUCACUAUUGGGGCCGCAGGCCUCAAAAGAACUUAAUCUUUCAUAUUUUACAGCAUUGAGUAUUUUUAGGUUGGGUAACGAACAAACUUUAUUUAAAAUUAAAUUGUCUCAUUAAAUUUGGUUGAAAACCGCAAGAGAUAAAAAUUGUUUUAUUCAAAAUAAAACUGGGUGCACCCCACCAUCCCCCAACCUGCUCAAAAAGAUGUGGAUAUUAUAAGUUUGAAAUCCACCAAUAUUUUAAAAGGGAUUACGAAACAUAUGUUUACCAAAUUUGGCCUAGAUGUGACACUUUAUGUAGAAGCUUGGAUUGUAACGUAAGCUUUCUUGUGUAGCUUUUGCUGUUAUAAGGAAAAGGCAUUGUAGAACCUUCUACACUCAUUUGGAACUUUCUAGAAACCUCAAAAAUAUCUUUAAAUUUUAUUUCUUAACAUUUGAGGACAAUCAUGGACACUCAUAGCAACAUAUGAAACAUGAAAGUACAUUUAUGUAAUCUUAAAACCCUUAUAAAAAAAUCGAACAUGCUAGAAUAAGAAGCUUCUAGAAACUUAAAAAAGAUAUAUUAACCGAAUCCAGGGAAAUUCCCUGGAAAGUAUAUUGACAUUUUUAUAAUCUAUAUACCUAUGUGUAACAAUAUUGAAUUUGCUGGAAAAUUCUAUAACUUUUUUAAAACCUCAAAAAUUACUAACAUGUGACUCUUUUUAUGUAGUCAUAAUUAGUCAAGAUUAAAAUAACUAAAACAAAAUGUCGUAACUCUAUAGUUUUCCAUUAUCGUUCAAAUAAGGUUCCCCAAUGGGGACCCAUUCUAUAAUGUGACAUUUUAAUUAUCACCAAGAUAUGGACCAUAAAUUAUUCAUCAAAUAAAUAGCCAAGUAAAAAUUUAAAAGUUGUCCCAUUAAUGUCGGUAGAAAAAAAUAAGGAAAUGAAAUGAGCAUCUUUGGCUCUGACAUCAUUGAAUAUUAUGAGUUCAAAACCCUCCAGUUUUUCAAUAUAGAUUUUCAAGUGUGUUUGUACCAAGUUUCAUCUAUCCAUUAAGUUUAUUUUAUUUAAAUACCUCAUAUACGAAAAAAGAACUUAAUCUUUCAUAUUUUACCGCAAUGAGUAUUUUAGGUUUGAUAAUGAACAAAUUUUAUUUUAACAAAUUCUCCCAUUAAAAUGGGUUGACAAGGGAACCCACUUUGACAAAAAAUGUGAAUAUUAUUAUUUUGAAAUCCACCAAUAUUUUAAAAAGGAUAAUGAAAUAUAUUUUUACCAAGUUUGGUCUAGGUGCUACAAUUAUCAUAGAAGCUUUCAUUGUAACUCAGCCCUGGUGUAUAGCUUUGGCUAUCACAAGGAAAAUACAUUGUAGAAACUUAUACACUCAUUUUUGAGCUUAAAAUCUUUGACCUAGAACCAUUUGAGGAAAAUUAUACAGUCUUAUAGAAACAUAAAAGGAAAUCUUUAAGUCUACCAAUCAAUAUCUAAUGUAGGUAAAAAAAAAAAUUUAAUAAACUUAUUGUAUUCCGAAUUUAAGUACAAGUAAAUAAUUUAAUUUAAAAAGUGAAAUUUAUUAUUACAUUUUAAGAUUUUUUAAAUAAAACUUUUGGGAUAAGCGGUUAGGACCAAACUUUACAGGAACCAUCUAUAGGCCAGGGGGAUGACCAUGUAAGAUUUGGUUGCAAUCCAUAUUUUGGUUUUCUUGUGAUCAAUCAACCCAUCUACAAACAAACAAACAAAUAUAGUCUCACUAUAUAGAAUAGAAGUAGUUGCCUAAACUUGCGUCUCUGAAACGUUAAUGUUAAUACCCUAACAGGUACUAUUUAUAUUUUUGUUAGGUAACACCCAAUGGUAUUUGUUUUAAUAAAGAUCUAAUAGAGUUACACAAAAUUAUCUAGAUUAGACAAUAAUAAAACACAUAUUAUUUUUUAUUUAUAAGUAUUUCAACGUGCAUUAAAAAUUAAAAUAUUUUUUUUUAAGACUUCAGAAGGUGGGUGGGGUUGGAGUAGCUGGGGCUCAUCUAUACUUACAGCUGCCACUCAGUCAGUACAGACAUUCAGCCAUCAAGUUGGUAAGUUGAUUAUGUUUAUGAUCAGGGUUAAACCAGUGACAUAUUACUUGUUCCAAAUGUAAACUAUUUAUAUUUAUGACAUUUCUCCAAAAAGCUUUACUUCUUUUCUUAAUGCAGAAGUUUUGUCUUUUAAAAGAAAGUGCUUGGCCGCAGAUGCAUAAUUUUGUCAAGCCUAUCCAAUAUUUCAAAGCGCUCUUCCACAGGUGAUGGCUUCUCCACAAUUAUAGACUCUGUAGAGUCAUCACUGAGCAUCCCUGAUCCUGAAGAACUUGUGAGAGCUCAGGGGGUCACCGAGCCAACUCCUAUCACCGAAGAGCCACCCACAGGUAGAAGCAAACAAAUAUCUUUACUUUAGCACGAGUUGCUGUCUAAAUUACACACCAACAUGGUAAUCUAAAGCAAGACAUGGAAGAUUCAAAGGGAUGUUUAGUGAAGAUUUUUAUAAUUUUUCUAUAUUUUGAGGGCCCAUGAUCAAAUAAUUGAUCAUUCUGGAUUCUGGUUUGAAUUUAGAGUUUGCCUUCUCUUAGAAGAGUUGCCGUCCUAGGUUAAUGAGUCCCAUCCACCUGGAUGAGGAUGAAUUAAUUUGUUAUAAUUUUUUAUCUAAUUUUUUUUCAAAAUCAUUAAUUUCAGCAAUAUAUCUUUGUCUUGAAUAGAGCAUUAUAGAAAACAUGUCCAAAUUAUAAGAGCAGUUAUUUGAGCAGUGCUCGAGUUCAAUAAAAUCAUUUUGAGCUUCCACUUUUAAACAAUUCUUUAAAUUGUGCCACCUUAAAAUAAAAAAAGUGUAUUUGUGCCUACUAUAUUUGUGUGAUCUUGUAUUUCAGCUGUGGUUAGCCAACCAAAUGAACUGAAAAUGACAAGACAGUUUCAGGAGGAGAAACGCCAAGGAGAAUUCAAUUAUGAUAGAGAUGAUGAUGAUGAUGAUGAGGAAGUGAAGGAUUGGAAGGGAGCGGAAGGGGACCAGCAUAAAGAAGCUGGCGGCGGUGGAUGUUUUUCAAGCUGGGGGGUUGCAGAUUUAGCUAAGAAAGUUACAGACAAAGUAAGUAAAUGUGCCAUUAUCGAUUAAGUAAGAAGUAGAUAUUUGCUUCCCAUCGGGUUUUUAAAUUACUCUCUACUGAAACACCAGUCUAAAUUUAUAGCUUUUAUGGUUUAUGUAUUACAUUUAGCUGUUUUGUUGAAUACCUCUGGAGAGGAAAGUUUAUUAAAGGUACAUAACAUUAUCAUUAUGAGUUAAUGUAAGUCUAUGUGUCCAAAAUGAUUAAUGUACCGGGAAUUUUAUUUCAAGAAACAUUUCAAUCUUAAGUUUAACAAAAUUCUGCAACAUAAACAUGUUGAGCUCAUUGUAAAAUUGUUUGUUUUUCUUAUAGGGCAAGUCUUUGGCUUCUAAAGGGCAAACAUUAAUGGCUGGAGGAUUUGAUGCUGUAGAAAAUCUGGCAUCCAGUGGCAUUGAUGUACUGGAAAGUAUUGGCAAAAAAACCUACAAUACAUUAUCAGAACACGACCCAGCUUUCAGGAAAACGAGGGAAUUCUUAUCCCCUAAAGGAAAUAAGCCGAACUUGUCCAGUGUCUUAAGGGAUGCCAGGGACAAGGCAGAGCUUGAGUCUGAGCAGAUCAAGGAAAACGAGGAAGCCAGGAAGGCUCAUUUUGGAACUCUGUUUGAUGAUUAUCAAGGUAGACAUAAAAAAACAUCCACAAAGCUCCAUUUAAGGUUAAUCUUCUAAUGAAAUAUCCACUCCAAACCAAUGUGAAUUUUGACUCACAUUGUUGUGCCUGAGUCGAUUAGUAAAAGGGACACACUUCGUGAUGGAAACAUUUUUAUUCAAUUUGACAUUUAUUGAUGGCAUUGUAAUUUUAAACCAAGAAUUAUAUAAAUGAUCUCUGAAACUUUAUAACAUCUAACUCUUAAUUAUAAUACAAAAUGUAAUGUGCUAUAAAAAAAAUAUGUAAUCUUCCAUUUAUUUAUCUUUCCAUUUCACAUAGUGUUUGCACAAAAAAAUAUACCAAUUAAAACUCAUUAGAUUUUAACUAAUCACCAAUUCAGGAAUAGCUCACUUAGAAGCCCUGGAGAUGCUGUCCAACCAGAGUGAAAAGAAGGUCCACUCCCUGCUGAAUUCCCUGUCAUCCCAAGAUCUUGCUGCCAUCAAGCCUCUGCUCAUCUCCAUUAAGGCAACAUUUGAGUUGAAAGAUGAUGAAGAUGAUUCAGGUUUGGCAUGGCCUUACAGCCUUUCAUUGUAUCCCGUCGUAGUUGCAACUGACUCCUUAUGUUUCAAUUCUUUAAAAUUCUAAUUUUUCCGAAUUGUUCUCAAUUUAAAAAUUAAAACUACAGUCCUGUGCAAAUAUUUAAAUAGUUCAAUAACAGAGAUUGUAUAAUGUAUGGUUUAAAGUACACCAAACAUUGCACCCAUAUUAUAUCAAACCCUUGUUCCAUUUAUACAAAUUUAGUAUUUUAUACAAUUCAAAUCAUCUUGCAAGAUGUAAUUCAAUCUUUAUCAGACAAAGAUGGAAGAAAAAGGAUACUGUUUCAGCUUUGUGGAAUGAAGCUGAAGAAGACCAGUUAACACAUUUGCAAAACAACUUGUCAGUUGUAAGAUAAGGCUGAGCUUUCCAUCUCUUCUCCAGACACAACCAGUGACCAGGAUUUCAAUGGUGUAGUGAGCCAGUGCUUGACAGAGCUGGAGCUGGGAACAGCGCCAGACAAGCUGAACAGGGUCCACGAUAUGGUCAAGCGGUGGAUACUAGACUUUGAUGCUCAUGAAACUCACGACAAUGACAGCCUGAAGGUGUGUUAACACUGGGGCGCCGCCGUGACGUAUCUCUGCAUCAACUUUUACUUCAACAAGCAGUUGAAUUCUGUACAAUAUUUACAUACUAGUAGUCCAUUAAUCAAUAAUUGUGAUGAGUCAUAUCAUUAGAAAACAUGUCUGAAACUUCUUUAAACCAUAAUGCCAGUGGUGUUUUUACCAAAUUAUUUUGGAUGGUUGAACUCUUUAAUUUUUUUUAUUUUAAAAAAUAUCCCUGGAUAAUGUUUGUUUUUUUUAAAAUUAGGAGCUAAUAUUAAAAUACCAGUAAUUGUCAAGCCUCAAUAAAAUAUACAAUCGGGAGAGGCUGUGCUCUUGUGAUUAUUUAGCCCAGUCGACCGAUGUGACUAAAAUGAGUUUAAAUUUCUUGAAUCAAUAUUCUGUUUUUAUUUGUUUUACAGGAAGUGCACCAGAGGAGCAUCCAAGCCCUGGCUGAGAUUACGGCUAAAGGUGUGGAGCAGUUGCAUAAAGCAGGAGAGCUUGUUUUGUUAGACAGAGAAAAGGAAAAGGACUUUAAAGAAAGGGCCCAAAGUUUGGCCAGGUAAGGUUCAAACGGCUAGGGUAAGAAAGUUAUAAUUUGAUAGCUUUCUCUCAUCACAUUUUUUUGUUCAUUUUUAAGUAGUUGAUCAUGUUAAAUAUGAAAGGGACAAAAAACAACCAAUCUCUUCCUUAUCUCUAAAAUACAAUCACUUUUAUAACUCAUCACUUUUAUAACUCAUCAAUUUUUAAUUUGCAGUUCAUAACUUUUCAUGUUGGUGAUUUAUGUCAUGUGCAUGUCAAAAAAAUCUUCAUCUCUGUAUAUUACUUUGCACAGACUAGUUUGAAUGUUUAUUUUAUUACAUAAAACUUUAAAACUUUCUGCAUUAGAUUUGCAUUUGUCAGUCCAGCAUUUUAAAUAUCAAACAUAUCCAUGAAUGCUUUAACGAUAAGCUUAACUCUUGUGUAUUUCAGGUUAACUGGGGUUCUGUGUCAUGAGAUUGGAAACCUGGCAACUCAGUUUGCAGCAUGCCUCAAUAAAAUGGCUGUAAGUAGAAAAUUAUUUUUGAUUCAACUUUUUUUUAAACUUACCAACUUAAUUUUAACAACUUCAACACAAUUAUUGUGUUUCAUGAUAUGAAAUUAAAAGCUUUGCCUCAAUGUAUUAAUCAGUAAAUACCAUUGAUAGGUGCAUGCAAUAAGGGAUAGGUGAUGAUAGCAAUUCUGACUCACUUCACUUAUGCCUUUUACCCCACCUGGGGACAUAUGCCAUCUACAAGAAUUUUCCAUUCAUCUCGGUCCUGUGCUUUCUUUUCCAGUUGCUUCCAGGUUUGUCCCAUACUUCAUGCGUCUAGCUCGAGCUAGCGACUAAAUGCAUUCUUUGACCUUGCUCUCUUCCUUUUUCCCUGUGGAUUCCAUGUCAGACCUGUUUACUCUUACGAUUUUGGCGUACAAUGUACGAUUUUGAGGUGUAUACAUUAUAUAUACAGCACGUUUUUGCUCUAUAAAGAGAAUGUAUUGAACGAUUAUAUGAUGAUAUUGUACGAUUUUAAGGGUUUGAGGGUAAACAGGUCUGCCAUGUUAGGAAUUGUCUAGUGAUGUUAUCUGGGGGUUUACGAAGAGUGUGCCCUAUCCAACUCCAUCUUUUCCUUAUGGUGUCUUCAGCAAUAGGCUCUUGGUAUGUCCUUUCCAGUAACUCUUUGUUGGUGAUGAUUUUUAGCCAUUUUAUGUUCAGGAUCAUUUUAAUGCAAGUGUUUGUGGAGGUCUGUACUUUCUGUGUGAUGUUCGCUGCUCUUCAAGUUUGACUCCAUAGAAGUGUACUGAUUGGACGUGUGUGUUUAAAAUCCUACCUUUCGUUUGGCUAAUUGACAGACAGUAGUGAAGAGUGUCAUAAACUAAACUGACCUAAAUGUCAUUUUAGUUAAUUUGGAAUGUUAUAUAAUUAUGUUUCUUGAAAACCUUCCUGACCAAGAUACAAGCUUAAGAUACCUUAAUAAAGUUUCAAUAAAAGUAUUUUUUAUUACAGGAAACUAACUAAUUAUAUUUUUUUUAAAUUCACAUUCAGGAUAAAACAGAUACAGUUGAUGAAAUAACACCUCUGGUUACAAAUGUUUACCUUGAGGUAAGGAUAAUUCAAAUUCAUAGUCCCUUGCCCAAAGGAAAGGCAGCCAAAAAGAUGCGUGUUCUUUUUCAAAUAAUUCUCAAUUACUCCAAUAAGUCCAGACGGAGAAGUAACUUGUUUUGAUUAAAUUCUUGUUUAAUUUAUUAAGAAAGCUGCUCCCAAAAAGUUUAUAUAUAUUUUGGAUUUCUCUACUGAAAAAAUUUUCAAUUUAAUAAUAGCCAGUGCUAAAUAUAGCUUUGUAGUGAAGGGGUAAAUCUUGCAAUUACAGAAAUCUACCAACUACAUCAAUAAUUUUGUAUUGUUGAACCAUAAAUUACAUGGGUUUUAUCACAACACUAUUUUCUGACCAUACAGUUUUUUUCUUAAAUAUUGAAAACAAAAAAAAAAGAAGGGGGAGGGGAUGUCUUUUCAUCUUUUUCUUUUUUGUAUUUGUUUAUUCUGCCACUCUUCUAUAGGAAUAAUGUAUUUCUUAACUUAUCCCAAAAAUACAAGAGAUACAUACCUCAUCACUAUAAGAAGCUAAAGAAGGUUUUUAAUCUAUGUAUUCUUUUCUGUUGGUAUUCAAUUCAAAAACUUCACCCAAUUUUUACACUGUCUCUUAAGCUCCUUGAGCUUUACUGCAGUCCAUUUCUUGUAAUUACUUGGUCAUGAAACCAUUAUUCUUAUAUGUUCCAGGCUACAAACAGCAGCACAUACAUCCAAGAUGCAUUUCUCCUGCUGUUACCUGUGCUACAGCAUGCAGCUAUUGAGCACUCCAUCUUGUCCAGACAGUCAUGAUUUUUAUAUAGAUUUUGGGUUUUGCAAUCCGUGUAGAUAGUGGUAUAUAUAUAUAUAUAUAUAAAUAUAUAUGACAUAUACAUAUGACAUUUUCUGUGGUGAUAUCAUAAAUUUGUUUUUUUUUAAUUUAUAAGUGAUGCUUGGCAUCACAAAAUAAUAAUUAAUUUGAAUCAAUAUAAUAUUUGCCAUUAACCUGAAGGUACUUCAGGGCCAUUUUUUACAAAAUAGUAUGAAAGUAUUUGAAAGUUAUAGUCGAAAAAAAUGGAUGACCUUGUCGUUUUGUGAUUUGAAAUUUACUAUGUAACUUAUUGUAACUCAUUUUUUUUUUAAUAUCAUGCUAGCCAAUUUGAUAAAACUACCCCAAAAAUGUAAAACAAUUUUUUACCUUGUAUAAAUUUUAAAAUAAAAAUGUUAAUAAAAUAAAAAUUCUGUAUUUUUAGCACCAAAAUAAAAAAUCAUGAAAUUUUUUUUUUAACCAAUUGUUUAGAAUUGAAAGAUUUACAUACACAGAUAAAAUGUAAAAAAUUAUGUCCUUUAAACAAACCUACUUCUCAGUAAACUGUACCAAUGAUUCCAAACAAAUAAUAAUCCAAAUAUUUUACAUUUCAACAUUCUGAGUAGUUUCUAUAAUGAUUGUUUGUUAUAAAAUGGUGGUGGUAAAAUUAGAGGAUUUUUCAUACUUGGCUGCAGAGUCAGAUCUUUGAAAUAGAUUAUUUUUUUUUGUUUAGUCAGGGUGUGAUUUGUUUCACAGAUUAAUGAAAAUAUUGUGAAAAGUUAUAGACAUUACAGUGAAAUUUCUAGGUUUGUCUGCAUUCCAGAGCUCUCAUAUAUUUUUAUGGGGCAUUAAAUUCUUUAAUGUAUGUGAAUCACACCCCACUGGAAGUUCCAAAUUAAAUUAAAUUUCAUUUUUUCUUUAUAAAAAAAAAAAAACUUGAAUUUUUACCAUAAAUUUCAGCACAUGAUGCCCCACACAUUAUGUGCCAACAGUGGCGGUCAAUAUAGGAAUAAAGUUGAUAUUAUCUUAAAAGAUAUUUAUUUCAAUGCUGUUCAAGUUCAUGUAUUCAAAUUUUCUAUGCAGUGUAUAAAAUGUGAAAAUAGAAAUGAAAGUGAGGUUUGUUGUGCAUUGGACAUCUGCUGCCGUGGUCCAAAUUCUUUGAUUCACUGCAUUCUUAAAUCUCUCCCACAUCGCAAUUUUGUCAUUUUAAACCCGAUAAUUUUACUCAUUCUAACUGAAUUUACCCAUAAUAAUAAAAUAAAUGAUUAUCGAAGGUUGUGGAAAAAAGCUUGUUUCUUGCUGUACAUAAAUUUAUAAUAAUUCAGAGAUUAUUUGUUAGAGUUAAAGAAAAUGAGGAAAUUGUAAUUCAUUUUUAGCAGCACUAUAUACAUUGUGGAAUAACAUCUUUCAAGUAUUCUAUUUUUGGAAUUUUUACUCACAACUGUUCUUAACAAAAAAAAUUUUUUUUGGUACAUCCUAAUGUUAAUACAAUGGGUAAUUUGUAUAAAUGUCUUAAAUAAUUAUUUCAAAUGUCUUAAUAAAACUUUGACUAUUUCUUAUUAUAAUUGGGGGCUUAAGAGGAAUCAAUUUAUGUUUUAUUAGAAAAGAUUACCAAUCAUUAAAAUGUAUAAAUAUCUCACAGAUGCUAAACAACAAACAACUUUAUGAAAUAAUAAAGAUAUAAUUCUAGAUUUGUUCAUUUAUCUACUUCUUUUAUUCUAAAACUUCAUCAUUAAAACUCUUCUUUUUUUUUUACAUCUGGCCUAAGGUCUUAUAAAUAACUUAGCUAAAAUAGGCAAGUAUAAAAUUAUUUAAAAAUCUGCACCGACUCUUUAUUAGGGAAUUGAUAAAGAUAUGUAAAUAUGGUUAUUGUUUUUGACUUAGCUUGAAGGAAAUCGACUCUGAAAAAAUAUUAACACUUGCGAGUUAUAUUAGUCACAGAGUACAAAUAACAGAAAUUAAAUUUGGCGGUAUACUAAUUGGUACUUAUGAAGUCUUGCAUGUGUGUACAAAGAUAUGAUAUAUGAAACCAGUUUGUAUCUUUGAUCUUGAUGUUAUUAUAAAAGUUGCAAUGUAUAAUGAAUCAAGAAUCUGUCAUUUUGAUGUAUAAUAAUAAUAAUAUAUUUCAUUCUUACAUAAAGCGGCACAAGUCUUCGGUUUAUUCAUUGUCACAUCAUGGUAAUCCUAGCAAUGGCUGGCAUAAUUUUGUUGGUAAGAAAUUUAAAAUUAACACGAGCAGAUUUCUAAAGAUGAGGGAAAGACAUUGAUCCCACAUACAGAGUUGUUUCCAGAUAAGAAGAAAGCACUUUAAUUCACGAAUAAUAUCGAUCUGAAUAAAUCCAACCCACUUACAGUUCUAAAGUGUCAAUUUUUUUUACUAUUUGUGUCUUCAGCAUGGAUUUCCAUUUCUGGUCCUUUCUUAGCUUCAAUGAUAUUUAAUAUUUUAUUAAUGCAACUAAAAAUUGCCUCUGCAUAAACCCGCUCGAUAGUUUUGAUUUUUAUUGCCUCUGCAUAAACCCACCGGAUUGUUUUAAAUUUUGCAAAGUAAAUACGCAGGAAGUGUCUGACUAAUGUGAUUUUGCUAUAAGUCAGAUCCUACAUCAUAUCUCAUAUGAUCAAGUUUGUAUUUAUAUCAAGAAGGAACUAAAAAAUCAGAAAAUUGAAGCAAAGGAGGAUGGGAAUGAGAGAAUAUGAAAAGCAUAUUCAGAAAUUUACAAGUGCAACACCAUUCAUAAUUGGGUCUAAUCUAAUUUAUUCAACCUCGUUUUCUUAUGUUAUAUCAUGGCAAAAUUAACUACAGUUAAUAAUAAAUUUAGUAUAAUUUAUACAGCUCUGUUUUUAUUUACUCUUAACUCAGUAGUUUUAGUUUUAACCUAUGUUAAUUAUUGAAUGUAAUCUCACCUACUGUACUUCUCUGUUUAGCUAAUUUAUUAUCUAUUUUUAUUUGAAUUUCUUAGCAUUGGGGAAUUAUGAAUAUUGAGGGAUAGAUUCUUCUGUACAUACAUGUAAAUGAAAACUUUCUCCAAUAUUAUUUGAUAUACACUAGUGAUUUAUAUACUGUGUCACAGUAUACAUUCUAUAAGUAAUUAAAUCCAGCUACAGGCAAGGCAAGCAUUUUAUUAGUCUUUUGUUGCCAUAAAUUUUAUCCCUAGCCAUUCCCAGCAAAGUUUGCCAUUAUUUACCUAAACUUUAUCAAUUUAAAAAAUAAAAUAGAAACUUUUAUUGCAC